UCACUGUAGACAUGGUAGAAAAACCCGAGACGUUAGCACGAUUGGGUUGCCUUUGAAGCUCUGCAGUUGCCAGUUAUGUCCGUCAAAACUAAUUUUAGAGGUCUGUCAAGACCUACCACUUCAGCAGUGGGAUUACCGGAGCCACCAGAAUGCACUGUCAGAGUUAAAUCGAACUCAUCCAAAAGGUACAGCAUCAUGCAGUUCAACCGAGGAGACAACGUCGAUUUGUCCAAGUGGAAACAGGCCAAGAUGGAGAGAGAGAACAACCUGAAGGAGUUCAAGAUGCUGAACCCGGAUAUGCCGACGUCGGGGGCGGGCAGCGAGUUUGGCCGGGAGAGGCGGGAGGAGGCCAGGAGGAAGAAGUAUGGCAUCCAGGCCAAGAAGUACAAGGAGGAGGACCAGCCAUGGAUACUCAAGCAGAUCGGGGCGCCGGGGAGGAAGUACAAGGGCAAGAAGGAAGGCUUGGUCAGUGAGAACUCCAGUUAUUUCAUCUUCAAGCAGCAGGCGGACGGAUCCUUUGAGGCCCACCCUGUGGAUUCCUGGUACAGCUUCACCUCCGUCGCUACGCACAAGACACUCAACGCGGAGGAGGCAGAGGAGGAAUUUGGAAGACGUGACCGGACAUUCAAUUACUUCUCAUUGAUGGUCAAGAAGCGAUUGAAAGAAAGUGUAGGGGAGGAGCUAAGCAAGGAAGAGGAGGAGGAGAUGAAAGCCAAGGCCAAGGGCACCAAGAAGACUGCCGACCUGAGAAUCACGGAAGACGAUGACUAUCAAGACCUGAUGACUUCGGAGGAGAGCGAUGGGUUCAUGAGUGAAGAGGAUGAUGAGACAGCCAAAUCGAAGGCUAAGAGAAAAGGCCAGCCAAAGUCUAAGAAGGCGAAGAAAAAGAAGCAGGAUUCGGACGAUGAAGCCGAAGAGGAGAGUGAUGAGGGGGACUUUGAAGGCAGGGAACUAGACUACAUCUCGGAAGAUUCCAGCGACGAGGAGGAGGAGCAGAAGAAGAUUGACAUCAAGGGGCUGGACGAGGAGCUGCAGAAGAUCGAGGACGAAGAGGAGGAAGAAGAAGAAGAGGAGGAGCAAGAGAAGGAAGGGGGCGGGGAGGAGACGAAAGACGAGACAGAUGGGAAGGACGAAUCGGCCAAAAAGGAAGGUGCCUUCAGCAGUUCCAGUAGCUCCGACUCUGACGACAGUGACAUCGACGACACCAAAAUUCAGUCGGCUAUGUUGAUGCAAAGGAAGCCCAGCAAGAGGCCCGGCACCCCACCCAGCCAGAAGCUCCCCUCGAAAAGCAGCAGCAGGAGCUCCAGCAGACCGGAAACGCCCACGCAGAGUGCCAACGUUGCCCCGCCCACUACCAGCACGCUGUCUGAUGCUGCGAGGAAGCUGCAUCAAGAGAGAGUAUCGGUCAAAAGGCCGCCGGGUACCAAUGAAGGGUCUUCAUCAAAGAGACUCAAGAUGGAAGGUGACCAGUCAGGGGGCAGGACACCAGGGAAGGAGGCCAUGGGUCUGACAGAAGACAUUGUCAGACGUUACUUGCUUAGGAAGCCCAUGACGACCAAAGAUUUGCUCUACAAGCUGAAGUCCAAGAAGAUCGGACUUAAGUCGGAUGUCAUAGUCAAGCGGCUGACUGAAAUCCUGAGAAAACUGGACCCCAAACAGACCAAGAUCAAAGACAAAACCUACUGGUUUUUGAAGGAAUAGCAUGAUUACUUUUUUUUAAAUGUUGGUCAUUGCUCUUUGGAAAAAUUGCUAGACAGCUUAUGUUACCCUUUGUGAUGUCCAGGGGUUUGAGGACUUCAACAGUGACGAGUUGUAAAUAGAUUGGGAUUUUUAUAAAAUGUUUUUCACGAAAUCUAGGGUUUUUCUGAGGAAGGUCAAGUGGUUUCCUGAGUGCUGUCUCAGUACCUAACCAAUAAAGAGUCUUAAGGUUUCGUUUAAAUUUUUUUACUGGAAAGAGCACGUGCCUAUGGGAGCCACUGGCUAGGGGCUGUGGCUACUUCCUAUAGACGUGUGUAUUACUGCCAGCCGCAGCCACCUAAUUCAGUCUGAAACGGCUAGCACGUCAGUGUCUUUAUGACCUCCGACAAUGGUCAACUCAUGUAAAUGUUCACACAAAUAGUCAUUGCCAUCCUCAUGAAUGUGUAUUUCAGAGUUGUUCCAAUCAGAAUGUAAGGGAAGCAGAAGCCUGUUAGGUAUUCCAACUGCACAUGCCUAAAAUGAGGGAUGUCAGAGGUCAUUCAAUACAGCAACAAGUGCGCUUGACAUCUGUCCUAUCAGCAUGGCCACACACACUGACUUGGACGUAUGCUUUGUUCUGGAAUGACCUUACUUUCUAAGAUACAGCAACUGGCUCUUUGGCAAUGUACGUCUGAAGGUUGUCUGUCUUGAGGUUCAACAUUCCAAGCGUGCUUUUGGAUUUUGCUUAAAUAAAAGUUCUUUUCAUUUGAUUCAUCCAUGUAA
Molecule: messenger RNA, 2460 nt
Organism: Acanthaster planci (crown-of-thorns starfish)
Lineage: Eukaryota; Metazoa; Echinodermata; Asteroidea; Valvatida; Acanthasteridae
Product: general transcription factor IIF subunit 1-like
Biological process (GO): positive regulation of transcription elongation by RNA polymerase II; transcription initiation at RNA polymerase II promoter
Cellular component (GO): transcription factor TFIIF complex; nucleus
Molecular function (GO): RNA polymerase II general transcription initiation factor activity; TFIIF-class transcription factor complex binding; DNA binding
Source: RefSeq, a predicted model, not a curated record